AUGACCUCGGGUGACGCCGACUCCCCAAGCCGACAUCCCUUGGUAGUUGCCUUGAGGGCGCUCCUGCGGGUAACUCAUGGCAAUCUGGGCCGUGCCACCCGCGGUGCAGUCAGGGAUGCUGCGAUUUCUGCGCACCAAGCCGCACUGCAAGGCUCAAUGGGUGUACACGAUGUGGCAGCAGAACAGCGGGACGAGCUGCAGCACAAGCUGCAGGUGUGCGGGUCUGGUGAACACUCAGAGUCGGUGAGGCUCGUUUGGGAUACUUUGAUUCUUGCACGUGAAGCGCCGCGGGAUGAAGGCCUGGACCUUGACGAGAUGGAGGAGUUGGUGCUAGCACAUCUGCUGGCGUUUCCAGAGAUAUUGGCGCAAUCUCUUGUGGUGAACUUGUUUCAGCAGGUUCAUCUAGGACAGAGCUUCCUUCACGAAGAAGAGAGGACAAUUGAUGUCAACGCAGUGCUUCGGGAGCUGCAGCCACGGCUAGAGAAGCACAAGGCGACUUCACUCCGUAUUGCAGAGCAGUGUUGUGCCCAUCUGCAAACUCGGUCUGAGACCUUGGCUGACAAGUUGCUCAGGCGGAUGGACUUGGAUGGAGAUGGCUUUGUUGGCGAGUCAGAGUUCUUCACGGCGGCCGUACAUGCGCUGGCCCUGGAGGUGGAGAAUCUUGCUGUGUCUGUUGGGGUGAAGCAGCUGCUGAACGAAAGCAGUUUUGCAGAUGACUUCCAUGAGGAUUGCAGCCUAAAGAUUGACAUGACUGAGUCAGCAGAGCUCCUGCGAAGAGGCCAUGGGAAGCACCUUGGCGCGAAGUUCUGA
Symbiodinium pilosum is the source of this 810-nucleotide messenger RNA. The record is from the annotation of a GenBank genome assembly. NCBI's taxonomy places the organism in Eukaryota, Dinophyceae, Suessiales, Symbiodiniaceae.